Messenger RNA from Pararge aegeria (speckled wood butterfly), 4482 nucleotides. It is a transcript of the gene Sf3b1, whose product is annotated as splicing factor 3B subunit 1. Lineage: Eukaryota; Metazoa; Arthropoda; Insecta; Lepidoptera; Nymphalidae. Gene Ontology annotation, biological process: spliceosomal complex assembly. Bases 123 to 4142 code for a protein of 1339 amino acids. Gene Ontology annotation, cellular component: U12-type spliceosomal complex; U2 snRNP; U2-type prespliceosome. The record is from RefSeq and is a predicted model, not a curated record. The transcript is spliced from 21 exons. Gene Ontology annotation, molecular function: mRNA binding.
AUAUGGAUUGGUGAGCGAUUUGUGUGGUUAUUUUUUGAUAACAUUUAGAGAGAAACAUAAAAACCUAUAUUGUACACCACCGUGAAUUUAACUACAUCUUGCGUUUCCAUGUUAGAUUAACAAUGGAUAAAAUACCCAGGACUCAUGAAGCCAUAGAGGCCCAGAUACGGGAAAUACAGGCCAAGAAAAAUGAACUGCCUGAAAAUGGUUCAGGAAAAGGGGUUGCACUUGGUGAUUCAUACUAUGAUAGUGACAUUUAUGAUAAUGCUGGACACACUGGAAAAUCAAGAUACGAUGGUUAUGUGACAUCUAUUGCUGCCAAUGAUGAAGUUGAAGAUGAGGAUGUGGAGAAUGUCCCAAUAUCACAAAAGAGACCAGGCUAUACUGCUCCAGCAUCAUUACUUAAUGAUAUUGCACAGAGUGACAAGGACUAUGAUCCAUUUGCAGACAAAAGAAGACCUACAAUUGCUGAUAGAGAAGAUGAAUAUCGUCAGAAGAGGCGCAGGAUGAUUAUAUCCCCUGAACGGUCUGAUCCAUUUGCAGAAGGUGGGAAAACACCAGAUGUUGGCUCUAGAACCUAUACAGAAAUUAUGAAAGAGCAAUACCUCAGAGCAGAAGAAACUGAAUUGAGAAAAAAACUAUUAGAGAGAGCCAGGGAGGGUACCUUAAAACCAGUGGCACAACCAAAUGGAGAAUCUAUGAAACCAGCUUCCAAGCGCAAAGGUCGUUGGGAUCAGAGUUCAGAAGAUACACCUUCUGUGAAGAAGGCAGUGAUUUUAUCAACUACACCCAGCUCACAGGCGACACCUUCAUGGGAAAAUGAGCGCGGAGCAUGGGAAGAGACGCCGGGGCACAGCGGGCGCGGUGGAGAAACGCCCGGCGCGACGCCAUCAGCGCGCGUGUGGGACGCCACGCCCGCCCACCUCACUCCCGGCCACUCCACGCCCGGACGCGAGACGCCCGCGACCCACGCGUCGCGCCGCAACCGAUGGGACGAGACACCAAAAACUGAUAGAGAAACUCCCGGACAUGCGAGCGGUUGGGCUGAGACGCCGCGCACUGACAGAGGCGCGGGCGUCGACACAAUUCAAGAGACGCCAACGCCAGGCACUAAGCGACGAUCUCGAUGGGACGAAACACCGGGCGCUACGCCUGUCGCCGCCACGCCCACACCCUCGCACGCCACGCCCUCACACGCGACGCCUACGCACGCGACGCCCUCGCACGCAACGCCUACGCCGCAUACGCCAGUCUUUACUCCUGGUGGUUCAACACCGGUGGGCGUGAAGGCUAUGGCUAUGGCCACGCCCACCCCGGGGCACAUCGCGGCCAUGACACCGGAACAGUUGCAAGCUUACCGCUGGGAAAAAGAAAUUGAUGAACGCAACAGACCCUACACAGAUGAAGAACUGGAUGCCAUGUUCCCACCCGGGUACAAGGUUUUGCCUCCACCAGCCGGUUAUGUUCCGAUUCGGACCCCGGCUCGUAAGCUGACCGCGACACCAACGCCUUUGGCUGGUACCCCAAUCGGCUUUUUCAUGCAGACGGAGGAAGUGGGGGGCAGCGCGGCGGCGGCAGCGCGCCUGUUGGAGCCGCAACCCAAAGGCGCACAGCAGCUGCCCUUUAUGAAACCCGAGGACGCGCAAUACUUCGACAAACUGCUUGUGGAUGUUGACGAGGACACACUCUCCCCCGACGAGUUGAAGGAGCGAAAAAUCAUGAAACUGUUGUUGAAAAUUAAAAAUGGUACUCCACCAAUGUGUAAAGCUGCACUUAGACAGAUCACAGACAAGGCUCGGGACUUUGGAGCUGGUCCGCUUUUCAACCAAAUUUUGCCUUUAUUGAUGAGCCCCACACUCGAGGACCAGGAGCGACAUUUGCUCGUCAAAGUCAUAGACCGAAUCUUGUACAAAUUAGACGAUUUGGUUCGCCCUUACGUGCACAAAAUUCUAGUUGUAAUAGAGCCUUUACUUAUUGAUGAAGAUUAUUAUGCCCGCGUUGAGGGUAGGGAGAUCAUAUCGAAUCUGGCAAAAGCCGCCGGACUUGCCACUAUGAUCUCUACUAUGAGGCCUGAUAUUGACAAUAUUGAUGAAUACGUUCGUAACACUACUGCCAGAGCGUUUGCUGUCGUCGCAUCCGCUUUAGGUAUCCCAUCACUGCUGCCAUUCUUGAAGGCUGUGUGCAGGUCGAAAAAGUCAUGGCAAGCUCGUCACACUGGAAUCAAAAUUGUGCAACAGAUCGCUAUAUUGAUGGGAUGUGCUAUAUUACCACAUCUGAAGUCACUUGUCGAAAUUAUUGAACAUGGUUUAGUUGAUGAGCAGCAGAAAGUGCGUACAAUUACCGCCCUGGCAAGUGCUGCCCUUGCCGAGGCCGCAACGCCCUAUGGUAUCGAAUCCUUCGAUUCUGUGCUUAAGCCGCUGUGGAAAGGUAUUCGUACUCAUCGUGGUAAAGGAUUAGCUGCCUUCCUCAAAGCUAUCGGAUACCUCAUUCCCCUUAUGGACGCCGAAUACGCGAACUAUUACACACGUGAAGUGAUGCUUAUUCUGAUUCGUGAGUUUCAGUCUCCCGAUGAAGAAAUGAAAAAGAUAGUGUUAAAAGUCGUAAAACAAUGUUGUGGUACUGAUGGUGUGGAGCCUCAAUAUAUAAUGGAUGAAAUUCUUCCGCACUUCUUCAAACAUUUUUGGAACCACAGAAUGGCCCUUGAUCGUCGUAAUUAUCGACAACUUGUCGAUACCACCGUCGAAAUAGCCAACAAGGUUGGUGCAUCAGAAAUCAUUAACAGGAUUGUAGAUGAUCUAAAAGACGACAAUGAGCAGUACAGAAAAAUGGUAAUGGAAUCCAUUGAAAAGAUUCUUGCAAAUCUGGGCGCAGCAGAUAUUGAUUCCAAACUCGAAGAGGCUUUAAUUGAUGGUAUCCUCUAUGCAUUCCAAGAACAGACCACUGAGGAUGUUGUAAUGCUUAACGGAUUUGGUACAAUAGUAAAUCAGCUAGGCAAGCGAGUGAAACCGUAUUUGCCACAAAUCUGUGGUAUCAUUCUGUGGCGCAUGAACAACAAAUCUGCGAAGGUUCGUCAACAGGCUGCUGAUCUCAUAUCGCGGAUUGCUGUUGUCAUGAAAACUUGCCAAGAGGAAAAACUCAUGGGUCAUCUUGGCGUAGUACUUUAUGAAUACUUAGGUGAAGAGUAUCCAGAAGUGCUUGGAUCUAUUUUAGGAGCUCUGAAGGCUAUCGUCAACGUUAUAGGUAUGACUAAGAUGACACCGCCUAUCAAGGACCUCCUACCCAGAUUGACGCCAAUUUUGAAAAACAGACAUGAAAAAGUGCAAGAAAAUUGCAUUGAUCUAGUUGGACGUAUUGCAGACAGAGGACCAGAGUUUGUCUCAGCCAGGGAAUGGAUGAGAAUAUGCUUUGAACUACUGGAAUUGCUGAAAGCGCACAAAAAAGCUAUCAGAAGAGCCACCGUCAACACAUUCGGUUAUAUUGCCAAGGCGAUUGGUCCGCAUGAUGUGCUGGCUACUUUACUCAACAAUUUAAAAGUACAAGAGCGACAAAACAGGGUGUGUACAACUGUCGCCAUUGCUAUAGUCGCGGAAACAUGUUCUCCGUUUACAGUGCUGCCAGCUCUCAUGAACGAGUACAGAGUGCCAGAGUUGAAUGUGCAAAAUGGAGUUCUCAAGUCCUUGUCUUUCUUAUUUGAAUAUAUUGGGGAAAUGGGUAAAGAUUACAUUUAUGCAGUCUGCCCCUUGCUUGAAGAUGCACUUAUGGACAGGGACCUCGUCCACCGACAAACCGCGUGCGCAGCAAUAAAACACAUGGCACUGGGCGUGUAUGGAUUUGGUUGCGAGGAUGCUCUCGUACAUUUGUUGAACCACGUGUGGCCAAACAUUUUCGAGACCUCGCCGCAUCUCGUGCAGGCUUUCAUGGACGCUGUGGAGGGCAUGAGAGUUGCAUUGGGACCAAUUAAGAUUCUGCAAUACGCGUUACAGGGUUUGUUCCAUCCCGCUAGGAAAGUCCGCGACGUGUAUUGGAAAAUAUAUAAUACAUUAUAUAUCGGAGGUCAAGAUGCUUUGGUCGCUGGUUACCCCAGAAUACACAAUGAUCCAAAUAAUCACUUUGUUAGAUAUGAAUUAGAUUAUUUGUUGUAACACGAUCGAUUACAUUAGUAUGUGUGAAAUUAGAGAAUUGUUUGAUUGACAUUAAAACUGAUAAACAUAUUAGUAUGUAAUAUUAUAUAAUACAGAUUAUUGCCUUUAUAAUAUAUCCCUCAUAAUAUUUAUAAGGUGUUUAUGCACAGCCUCAACAUAAUAAUUGACACUAGAAUGAACUGAAUACUAAGCAGUCAAUAGGUGUCAAGGCCCACAAAAAAGGCACACACUUAUCUUAACUUAAAAAACCUUGAUAUAACAUUCGAUUCACUUUCAUGAAUGUAUGAUAUGUAAUACUUUUAAAUUUACUUGGAUAUAAAUAAAGACUAACAAAUCGAGA